Seminavis robusta is the source of this 2084-nucleotide messenger RNA. NCBI's taxonomy places the organism in Eukaryota, Bacillariophyta, Bacillariophyceae, Naviculales, Naviculaceae. The record is from the annotation of a GenBank genome assembly.
CCUUCUCCUUUUCUGGGAGACUGGUUUGCAACUACCAUAAUAUAUUCAGCCAUCACAAACACCUGAAAGAACAGAUGUCUCUAUCAAACCUAAAGUGUAUUGUGACAGGUGCCUCCUCAGGAAUUGGGAGGGCAACAUGUCACGCCUUGGCCAAACAAGGUGCCAAAGUCGUCGGCGCUGCAAGGAACGAGCAAUCCUUGGCGAAACUCAAGAAUGAAGGUGGUGUCUUUGACUUUGUUGUUGCAGACAUCACGAAACCAGGUGACUGCGAGCGGAUGGUCACAAAAGCAGUGGAAUUAUUGGGCGGGUUGACGACUGUGAUUAAUGCAGCUGGUGUCCUCUUUGGAGGAGGCAUGGGCGACGUUGAUUUAUCCAAUUAUCAGAAGAACAUGACAUGCAAUACACAGGCCCCCUUUGAAAUUAUGGUCCACGCAAUACCGCUCCUCAAGAAACAGGAUGAAGCCAUUUCUCGGUCCAUUAUCAAUGUCAGUUCCGUCAAUGGGAAGCAGGCAUUUGCUGGUUGCGUGUCGUACUGCAUGAGCAAAGCUGCUGUAGACCAAUUGACUCGAUGUGCUAGUGUGGAUUUGGCGAAGUUUGGCAUUCGAGUAAACGCUGUGAACCCUGGUGUGAUUGAGACAAAUUUGCAAAAGGCAGGAGGCCUGACAGACGAACAAUAUGCUGGCUUUUUGAAGCGGUCCAUCGAGACCACGCAUCCCAUUGCAGCUAGUCUUGGCCGCGUAGGACAACCAGACGAGGUGGCCGAGCUCAUUUGCUUUCUAGUUUCAGAUUCUGCCAAGUUUAUCACUGGUGAAUGCAUCGCCAUUGACGGUGGACGACAAAACCUAGGGGCUCGAUAGGCAAAGAGGAAAAUGCUGGAACAACGCACAAACAACACGACUGGCACUCUUUCAUUUACGUUCUGGAACAAUGAAAUAGCGAUAAACUGCAUAUUAUGACACCAAUGGCCCAAAGCAGGCCACCACCAGUAGAGAAUUAGAGGUCUGAUGCUGCUUCCGAGUCCAAGAAGUAGGUUGGCGACUGCAGCAACUGUGCUGGAAAUGUUCCCCGCGGCUCUUCGGCCGGACGAACCAUGGCCCGCUUGACCGCUUCUUUCUUGCCCUUGCUACCGCCACAAACCACCACAGCCACGUCUCGUGCUGCAUUGAUAGACUCGAUAGUCAACGUGAUCGAACUUGGUUCUCCUUCCUUGGGUGAUCCUGCAACAGCGUUGGUUGUGUUGAGAACAGCAGGUCCCAUGGGGUGAUUCGAUCCAACGUGUCCGUCGGAUCCUAAUCCCAAGAGGACCAAAUCAAAAAUUGGACACCCAUUGCUUGAGGUUGGGAUAUUGGCUUCUUUUAAUGCAUUGGCAUAGAAUGCUGCAUCCGCGGAUCCAUCGGUGCCUUCCACUGGAGACGGAUUGGGGCAUACAAAUCGAGUUAUUCCUGCCUCAUUGGCAAAUUUGGUUUUGCACUUGGCAAUGGUGGCCUUCUUUUCAUCGUCCAGUGCCACGCACUUGUGAUUGACAAACGACAAGACAACCUUCGAGUAAUCAACCUUUUGGUCGUUGAGGCCUGCCAAUGCGUCGAGCAAGGAACCACCCGCAACUGCCAAAUGAAAGACGCCACGUUCGGCAAUGGCCUUGUUGGCGGCAGCCGCAACAUACUCGCAGAGAGCCUUGGAAACUUUGUCUUUGGUUGGGAAAACCUUCGUCGUCAAGGGAGCUGGUUUCGCAAGUUCAGGUUUCGACGACGAGGACUUCUCUUUCUUGGCUGCCUUGACAAGGCCAACCAUCAAUACUGCAGUCACCGCAAACAGGGCAAGGCUAGUGGAAAGUGUUUUGGAAUCCAUCCUUUUGCUGCUACAACACGACAUUGUUGAGGGAAUCUUCUACCGUACGGCGUUACAACUGAAGAUGACACUCGGGCGGAUUGUUGUUAGAUUGUGGCACCCUUGGGUUUUGCAAAGGUCUGUUACAAGGAGUCUUAAGAAUCAGAUUAUUCUUAAGAAUCAGGAAAAAAUCUUGGGAAAAUUAUGAUUCUUAAGAAUCAAAUACAGGGUAGACAAGGAUUCUUAAGAAUCAGCCU